Molecule: messenger RNA, 607 nt
Organism: Indicator indicator
Lineage: Eukaryota; Metazoa; Chordata; Aves; Piciformes; Indicatoridae
Gene: MRPL50
Product: mitochondrial ribosomal protein L50
Exons: 2
Coding region: 10-486 (158 amino acids)
Cellular component (GO): mitochondrion; mitochondrial large ribosomal subunit
Source: RefSeq, a predicted model, not a curated record
CUCCGCACGAUGGCGGCUGUGGUGUCGCUGCGGGUGGCGGGUCGGCGGCUGGCUCUCAGCGCUCCAGUGUGCAGAGCGUUUUGGGGCGGCCUGAGGAAGAAGGAAAAAGAAGUAGAACCAGAGAAAAUAAUUCAUCAAGAGAAAAGUGAACCCAGCUUGAUCUGUCCCCCACCACGCAGCAGAAGCUAUGUUCCUCCAGAGGACGUAGAGAGCUACCUUGAGUCUCAUGUCAAGGAGAUUUUUGGACCCUCGCUUCCUGAUAAUUGGCAGCAGACACCCCUCAAAGAAAACAGGUUAAAGUUUCGCCUUUUGGCUCAGCUAGCAGCAGAACUUGGUCAUGCUGUUCCCAAUUCACAGCUUCAUCUGAUGUGCAGUGCUGAGGAUGUCUUGAAGUUCUAUAGCACUCCUGUAAAGGAUGUGUCCAAAUUUGAUGAACUGUGUGCAGCAGAGUUACCCCCAAACCUGAAAAUUAUCUGGAAGCAAUGAGUUGUACCACAAAGCACUGUAUUGCUUUGCUUGUGUUCCUGAGGCAGGACGGCAGAGCAGAAGCGUAGAGCCCUUUCACUGUGGUAACAACUCAGUAUGUGAAUAUCACUAAUAAAAGUUU